CCUCCCUCAGGUUUUGUGUCUCUGCGCGCGAUAUCCCCCAGCAGCCUCUGCACGACCAUGACCAACGCGACCACCGUCACCAGCGACGCCUCCCCCGUCAAAAUCUACCGCGCGACCCCGGCAGACCGCGCCAAGGCGUGGGCCAUUGUCGACGAGUACAACGAGGCCAUCGGGGUCAUUGUGCGCGACUCGCCCGCCGCCUUCGACAGCUACUUUGACGACGGGGCAGGCAUCUGGCUAGCCGAGAAGGAUGGCAGCGAAGUGGUCGGGUGCAUCAUCCUGCGUCCCUUGCCCUCUGUCUCGCCGACAGCAUGCGAAGUCAAGCGGCUGUACGUGACCCCCGCGGCGCGCGGGCUGCGCGUGGCCGACAAGCUGCUCGCCACGCUGCACGCGUACGCGAAAACACGGGGCUACGACACGGCCUACCUCGACACCAAGGACGACUUGACCGCCGCCAUCCGGUUCUACCAGCGCCAGGGGUACGAAGAGUGCCCGCGCUACAACGAUAACCCCCAAGCGACAAUGUUUAUGCUCAAGCGGCUGGAGUAG
Messenger RNA from Vanrija pseudolonga, 549 nucleotides. Its product is annotated as putative N-acetyltransferasec. The record is from RefSeq and is a predicted model, not a curated record. NCBI's taxonomy places the organism in Eukaryota, Fungi, Basidiomycota, Tremellomycetes, Trichosporonales, Trichosporonaceae. Gene Ontology annotation, molecular function: acyltransferase activity, transferring groups other than amino-acyl groups. The coding region runs from base 58 to 549 and encodes 163 amino acids. The transcript has a single exon.